AUGUCUCACCCAUUAGACCAACUCACAGCCGACGAAAUCAACAGAGCAGUCAAGCUUAUUAAAAGUCGCUACAGUGGAAAACUUCUACAUUUCAAGAAUGUUGAAACUGAAGAGCCUCCUAAAGCCCUGCUAGUGCCCUAUCUUGAGGCCGAAAAGGCAGGCAGACCAAUUGCUCCUCCCCCUCGUAUUGCCUAUAACAUUUACUAUGUUCUUGAUGAUAAGAAGGCCGAGGAGGCUUGGAUUGACCUUGGAACCAACACUAUCAUUAAAACUGCGGUUAUUCCUAAACCUCACCAUCCUCCCAUGGAUAUGAUCGAGUGCAUGGAAAUGGAGAAAGAAUUGUUCAAAUCCGCUGAAGUAUUGGAAGCAUUUAAAGCGUGCGGUAUUGAGGGUGAUGCUCUGAACACUAUUUCUACCGAUGGCUGGAUGUACGGUGCCGAUGAAGAAGGUGCUGUUGCCAGACAAAUGAUGUUUUUGAUUUAUAGCCGUAACCCAAAGACCAACCAUGUUGAAAGUAACAUUUAUGCAUUCCCCAUUCCUUUUGUUCCUAUUUUUGAUCUUUUGGAAAAGAAGUUGAUUAGAAUCGACUGGGUUGCAACUGGCGGUGAUAACGACGAUCUUGAUGGUUUCAACUACAACACACGUACUGCUGGCAGAAACGUUCUUGAUCAAUGUGCUGCUCAUGACUACCAUCCAGAUCUUGUUCCAUCUCUUCGUACCGACUUGAAGGCUUACAAUGUCAUUCAGCCCGACGGACCAUCAUUCACUGUCGAAGGCAACCUUGUCAAGUGGCAGAAAUGGAGAUUCAGAGUGGGAUUCACCCCUCGUGAAGGUAUGGUCUUGCAUGAUAUUGAUUAUGAUGGAAGACAUACUUUCUAUAGACUGGCCAUGUCUGAAAUGGCCGUUCCAUACGGUGAUCCCAGACCACCACUCCACCGUAAGAUGGCAUUUGAUUUCGGUGAUGUAGGUGGUGGUAAGUGUGCCAAUCAACUUAAUCUGGGAUGCGAUUGUUUGGGUGUUAUUAAAUACUUUGACGGAAAUCUUGUCACUCCCAGUGGUGACGUUGAUGCUCGUAAGAGUGUUAUCUGCAUGCAUGAACAGGACGAUGGUAUUCUCUGGAAGCAUACCAACUACCGUACUGAGGAACCCGCUGUUGUUCGUCGUCGUAUCUUGGUUAUCCAGACUAUUUUGACAGUGGCUAAUUAUGAGUACAUCUUUGCCUGGCAUUUGGAUCAAGCUGCUAAUAUCCAAUUAGAGAUCCGUGCUACUGGUAUUGUCUCUACCCAAGCAAUUGAUUUUGGCAAGAGAUCCAAGUUUGGUACUGUUGUUUCUCCUGGUGUUUUGGCUACUUCUCACCAACACAUUUUCAACCUUCGUAUCGAUCCUGCAAUUGAUGGUUACAAGAACUCCAUCUCUGUGCAAGAGACUGAAAUUAUUCCUUGGAAUCAUCUCAACCCACGGGGUACUGGAUUCGUCAAUAACAAGUACUACUUGGAACAGGCUGGUUAUUUGGAUGCCAAGAUUGAGAACAACAGAUAUCUCAAGAUUGUCAAUGAGAACAAGAUCAAUCCCAUUUCUGGAAACCCUGUUGGUUACAAGCUUUCUGCAGCUGCUACUGCUUUGUUGAUGGCUCCGCCAGGAACUGUUGCUCGUAGCAGAGCCGCCUUUGCUACACACCACUUCUGGGUUUCGAAGUACAAGGACUCGGAGUUAUAUGCUGGUGGUAUUUGGACCAAUCAGUCUUUCAAGGAGUUCUGUGGUGUUCAAAACGCAGUCGAUCGUAAAGAGCCCGUCCGUAACGAGGAUGUUGUUCUUUGGCACUCAUUCGGUCUCACACAUCACCCUCGUGUUGAGGACUUCCCAGUCAUGCCUGCUGAGAUGCUUAAGAUUUCUCUGCAUCCUAAUGACUUUUUCGUCGGAAAUCCUGCUUUGGAUGUCCCACCCAGUACACAGCAAUUCAAUAGAUCAGUUGAGGUCAUGCAAACCAGAUCAUGCCAUCGUAUGUAA
Messenger RNA from Sugiyamaella lignohabitans, 2007 nucleotides. It is a transcript of the gene AMO2, whose product is annotated as putative peroxisomal copper amine oxidase. Gene Ontology annotation, molecular function: primary methylamine oxidase activity; copper ion binding; quinone binding. The transcript has a single exon. Bases 1 to 2007 code for a protein of 668 amino acids. Gene Ontology annotation, biological process: amine metabolic process. The record is from RefSeq and is a predicted model, not a curated record. NCBI's taxonomy places the organism in Eukaryota, Fungi, Ascomycota, Dipodascomycetes, Dipodascales, Trichomonascaceae.